UUUCUCAACUCUUCUCUCUAAAAUGGCGACGCCAUCUCCUCUCCCUCCUCCAACAGUGAAUCUCUGUACCGUCUUAACGGAAUCAAAACGGAUAAUCAACGCCCACUCACGCCACUUCCUCGCCCUCUCCGUCCUCUUCCUCCUCCCUCUCUCCUUCUCCGUCACCGUCUACCCUUCCGUCUCCCGCCUCAUCCUCCACCAAUCCUCCUCUCCUCACAACAGCGUCUCCCUCCUCCGCUCCACACUCCAAAACGACGCCGUCGACACCAAAACCCUCCUCCUCCUCCUAAUCCCUUACAUCCUCCUCGUCACCGUCCUCAACCUCUUAGCCAUCGGAUCAAUCACUUACAGCGUGUACCAAGGCUUCUACGGCCGCCCCGUGAAACUCAUCUCGGCUGUUAGAUCAAGUGUCAGAUCAUUCCUCCCUCUUCUCGCUACUCUAAUCACUUCCAAUUUAAUCGUAAUUGCGAUUUUCUCGAUUCUAGGGUUUGCAGCUUUCUUGCUAACUCGUUUAAUCAAUUUCGAUCAAGUUUCAACUGUUGUAAUAGUAAUCUCACUCGCAGUCGUAGUCAGACUCUAUGUUAAAUGGAUCCUCUCCUGGGCCGUUGUGGUUAUCGAGUCUUCUUGGGGUUUAACUCCGUUGAAGAGAAGCAGAAGUUUGAUCGAAGGGAUGGAGAGUGUUUCUAUGUCUAUGAUCCUCGUCUUCGCCGUGGCGCAGUUUGGUUUUUUCUGGAUCAGUACUGUGUCUGCUUCUUCUGGUCAGAUGGAUGAUGGUGGGAAGCUGUGGAUCGUGGUGCAGUUCGUGGUGACGUCAGCGGUUCUAACGGUUUUGAUGUUGUAUUAUGUGGCGGCGACGACUGUGAUGUAUAUGUACUGUAAAGCUGUGCGUGGAGAGCUUGCUUGGGAGAUUGCUGAGUAUGUGAGUUUGCCGUUUGAUGAUGGGAAAGUUCCUCAUUUGGUCUCUGUGGCUUACAACAAUGUAUGAUGGUUUAUGAUGAUGAUGAUAAUGAAGGUUUUUUAAGGGUUUAGGGUUUAAAAAGUCUGUGUAUGAUAAAGCUAGUUUGUGUAUUAACUUCCUUUGUGUUUGACUGAAUCGGACAGGGUUUGUGUUUGUGUCUUGAUGAUUCUAAGGUUUGGUAAUGUGUAUGAAUGAUCUUUAGUUUGUGGAUUAUGAGUGAUUUGUGGUACAAUAUGUUAUAAAUGCAUAUUAUAAUCAAGAUUUAUGCGGAAUCAUCUUCCAUGG
Messenger RNA from Eruca vesicaria subsp. sativa (arugula), 1243 nucleotides. The record is from the annotation of a GenBank genome assembly. Lineage: Eukaryota; Viridiplantae; Streptophyta; Magnoliopsida; Brassicales; Brassicaceae.